AUGCGUUUCAUCCUCCCCGUCCUCGCUGCACUGGUGGCCGUCACCAUUGCCGCCCCUACGCCAGACCCCAAGAAGCCAGGCGACAUCUACAAACGCCAUGAAAAUAAGCGCGCAGAAGACACCGAACGAGGCGACAUCCCUUGGAAGAGGGGCGAAGCUACCACCGAGACCGAACGUGGAGGUAUUCCGUGGAAGCGAGAGGAAGCUAGCACUGAUACUGAACGCGGUGGCAUCCCCUGGAAGAGGGAGGAGGCAAGCACUGAAACCGAGCGUGGAGGUAUUCCAUGGAAGCGAGAGGAUGCUACCACUGACACCGAACGUGGAGGAAUCCCUUGGAAGAGGUCCCGCGGUGGCUACUAA
Molecule: messenger RNA, 360 nt
Organism: Trematosphaeria pertusa
Lineage: Eukaryota; Fungi; Ascomycota; Dothideomycetes; Pleosporales; Trematosphaeriaceae
Exons: 1
Coding region: 1-360 (119 amino acids)
Source: RefSeq, a predicted model, not a curated record